AAGAAAUAAAAAGAGGGAAAAGAGAAUUUGAGAUAUGAGAAAGACGAACAUAUAAUCCGGAAUCUGUAUUCUGUUAUUCAUCUUGUUCUUGUAAAUCUAAUGGCGGAAGAUAAAGAGCGGGAGAGUGGACAGAGCAUCGCCACAUGGGGGACAUGGGAGGAGCUUUUACUCGCCUCUGCCGUCAUGCGCCAUGGAUUUAAGGACUGGAAUUCUGUCGCCAUGGAAGUUCAGGCUCGUUCUUCUCUCCCUCAUCCCCUAACCACCGCCUCUAACUGUGAACUCAAAUUUCUUGACCUUAAACGACGGUUUACUUCUUUUCAAAACGAUGCCGUUUUGAACGAGAACGGCGCUGGAAUUACCGAUAACGUCGAUAGCGCCGUACCUUGGGUUGAUGAGUUGAGGAAACUCCGCGUUGCCGAACUCCGACGAGAGGUCCAGAACUAUGACGUUUCAAUCAACUCGUUGCAGUUGAAGGUCAAGAGAUUGGAGGAGGAGCGAGACCAAGGCUUGAACGACAGCGAGGCCGGCACUGGAAAACCAGAUCUAAAGACGGAGGCUAGAGAACGACGAUCAGAAAACGACAAAAAGCUCUUCGGAGAACCAGACCACCGGUCCGGAUCGAAGGGAACAGUCGUGAAGCCAGCGGCGGUUCCUGGAGAAGAUUCCGACCGGGAGGAUUUCUCCGUCAACCAAUCCAAUUCCACCGGUUCCAAAAGCGGUAACCGAAAAAGCACAGCCGAAAACACGAAAUCCGAAACCAAACCGGAGUUUACCGGUUCAUGCAGACCAGAACCGAACCGGAGAGCCGCUGAACUAGCCGGACCGCAGUCGGACGACGGCAGUACGGACACUGUGGUUAAGAACCCGACGUGCGACACAUCUGGCACGACGAAGAAGAAAAAGGAGACGAAGCGAGUUGACGACUCGUCCGAGUUAGCGGACUCGGAGGCUGAGUCAAACGGCGGAGAAACCGCAACGAGAGAGAGCAGCGAAGUACAAAGCUCGGCGAGUUUGACGGGAAGGAUGAAGAGGAGGAGAUUCCUUAGAAAGGAGAUCUCCGGCGGUAGCAGCGGGAACGAACCUCGCCGAACAGUCGCCGUCAAGUCACGGCGGUUCGAUGAGGUUUUGCAGAUGAUUCGAUCGCAUAAACAUGGCUCCUUGUUCGAAUCCCGUCUUCAAAGUCAGGAGACGGAAGAGUACAAGGGCAUGAUUCGGCAGCAUCUUGACCUGGAAACAGUUCAGGCCAAGCUCAAUUCUGGCUCUUAUCCGUCGUCUAGCCUCGCAUUUUACCGAGAUCUCUUGCUUCUUUGCAACAACGCGGUCACCUUCUUCCCCAAUUCGUCUAAGGAGUAUGUAGCUGCUCGUGAACUUCGUCUUCUUGUCUCAUACGAAAUGAAGAAGAGUAUGCCUGUUGCAAGGGCUGACCCUUCACCAGGGGGUUCGUCCCCACCAAAUCCUUCUUCCCAAUCCAAGGGUCCUCCUGAUCUUGAAGGAUCUCAGUCCCUGCCUGCCAAGCGGAAAUCCCAUGUUCCUAUAGUAGUUUGUCGGAAACGGAGCAAGAUUUCAUCUAAGCUUUCAUCAAGUGGUCUUGGUGAAAAGAGUGAUCGAACCAAUGAUGAUGAGAAGUUAGCCCUUGAUCUUAAAUCAAGUGUUAAAAUGGCUUCAACGGUGGUUGAAGACCAUGGUACUACAAAAGAUAGCAGCAGCAAGAUUAAAGAGAGAUCUAUAACUGGAGCCAGAAGCAUGCGAAGGAGCAAUGAUAGCGCCACAAACUCGAGUGGCCCCAGCAUCAAGAAACAGACUACGAAUUCUGGAUGGAAACCCAAUUCAGCCAACGAAACAGAGACACCAACUCCAGAUAAUAAGAAAUCCGAGACAGUUGCCCUAGAGAAGAAGCGAAGUGCAGCAGAUUUCUUGAAGAGGAUCAAGCAGAACUCACCUGCAGAGACUACGAAGAGAAAUGGCAGAGGUGGAAGUAGUAACAAAAGUAAUGCUACUGCAGCAGCUGGAGAACAAAAGAAGGGCAGUGGCAAAAAUGGAGGAAAGGAGAAAGCGUCAUCCAUAAGGCAAAGCAACGAAAAGAAGCGCCUAAAGGAGGAUCCUAGCCCUUCCAAGCGCAGUGUCGGGCGACCGCCCAAGAAGGCAGUGGAAGCCAAUCCCAAUCCCGCUCCAACAAAAAGAGCCAGGGAAGGUGGUGGAAAAGAACCGCUGAAGCGGGCAAGAAAAAGGGCUAGAAGGUGACCAUAUCAAGUCUUCUGCUGCUGAUUGUUUGUAUAGUAAUAGACUUAGCCUGCAGUGAAUCAAUAUGUAUUGCAUUUAAUUAUUUUUAACUUCUAAUUUGUUACACGGAAAAGUUGGGCACUACUUUCCUUAGUUUCCUGCUAAAGCUGGUUAACCAAAUAGUUAUAAACUUCAAGUAGCUCCUAUAUUCAA
Messenger RNA from Cucurbita pepo subsp. pepo (vegetable marrow), 2433 nucleotides. RefSeq lists its product as uncharacterized. NCBI's taxonomy places the organism in Eukaryota, Viridiplantae, Streptophyta, Magnoliopsida, Cucurbitales, Cucurbitaceae. The record is from RefSeq and is a predicted model, not a curated record. Gene Ontology annotation, molecular function: protein binding.